This is a messenger RNA of Diabrotica virgifera virgifera (western corn rootworm), 9724 nucleotides long. RefSeq lists its product as uncharacterized. The record is from RefSeq and is a predicted model, not a curated record. Lineage: Eukaryota; Metazoa; Arthropoda; Insecta; Coleoptera; Chrysomelidae. Gene Ontology annotation, biological process: transmembrane transport; monocarboxylic acid transport. Gene Ontology annotation, molecular function: monocarboxylic acid transmembrane transporter activity. The coding region runs from base 343 to 2106 and encodes 587 amino acids. The transcript has 10 exons.
AUUCGUUGGAAUUCCAACAGAAUCAGCUGGAGCACUCAACACGUGGUUCGCUCGUGCACAUGUCAAGUGAGCAGUGUCCUUCACGGAGCCCGCGGGAUCGAUCUUUUGGGCUCAGCGCGAGACAAAAGGUUGAAAAGAAAUGGCAUUAUAAUGCAGCGUUACAGAGUGACAGUAAUGGGUUAGAGUGCGAGUUUACUAUUUAAAUACACCAAGAACUGGGUUAUUUGGAUUUGAAAUUUACGUAGCAGACCACCGCCAAAUUAAAAGAAGUUCCACUUCCAAAGAGGCCAAAGUUUUUCAAUUUUAUGGAGAGCGGUAUCAGCAUUCUUCAUCAACAUCAAAAUGCACAAGACUUCAGCCAACAUGUCCAAAGAGAAGAAACAAGUACCACCUGAUGGAGGUUGGGGAUGGGUUGUGGUUAUUGGUGUUAGUAUUGUUAAUUUAUGUACAAGAUCAAUAGAGCAAUCCUUUGGUCUCCUGUUCGGAGACCUUCUUCGAGAACUCAACAUCGAAACAACAGGAGCAGCAGUUAUAAUGAGUUCUCUAGAUGCUUUAGUUAACUUUUCAGGAUUGCUAGUAGGACCUUUAAUUCGUGCCUUUUCCUAUCGUAAAAUUUCUCUUCUUGGAACAGCGUUGUGUAGUCUUGGAUUGGUACUCACUUUUCCUGCAAGAAGUAUGGCGCAUAUUCUUAUUACCUACAGUAUUGUUAAUGGUUUAGGAGUCGGCUUGGCAUCCUCAUCAACAUUCGUGGCCCUUAGCAAUUACUUCGUUAAGAGACGUGGACAAGCCGUAGGUUUCUCUUUGGCAGGUACGGCUGUAGGUAUGAUGGUGAUGCCACAGGCUAUUCGAUAUCUAUUGGAGUGGUAUUCAUUUCGAGGAGCAAUUUUAGUACUUGGGGCAUUUGCUAUGAAUGGUAUUGCGGGCUCCGCGGUACUACAACCCGUCGAGUGGCAUUUGGUUGAUGAGGAAGUUGACGAAGAAGCGGGAGUAUAUCAUCAGAAGAUACUGUUUUAUUUUGCAUCUACAGAGGAAAUGGAAACAAUCAAAGAGACUGAAGACGAAGAUCUCGACUUACCAGAAGGACAAACAUUAAUCAGCAAAAAUUAUUCAGAAGUAGCGAUGAAAUUAUUAGACGAACCGUCAAAACAAGGGGGCCUUACCAGAAAAUCAACGUUCCCCCGUAACUUCUCAACGAUGAGUUUUUCCGGACCGCAAAGAAGACGAAAAGUUUCGACAGAGUCCUUUUGGUCAAGUUAUUCGAGGCUAGAUUUGACUGAUUCGAAUGUACAGCUACAAUUUGAUACAAAAGAAAAUCCAGAAUUUGCGCACACGCCCUCCAGACAGCUACGGAGAAACAUGACCUUCCCUGGUAUACCACUAGCAGCAUCACAGAAGAUCCGACCAAUCUCACCACCGAAGGAAGAACCAAAACAAACUGGGUGGCAGAAAGUUGUAGAAUUCAUGGAUCUGGAUCUCCUCAAAUGCCCAAUUUACCUGAAUCUGGUGUUUGGUCUUUCGUUGGCGUUUGUGGCUGAACAAAACUUUAAAACAGUCCUUCCAUUCUUUUUUCAAAAUUUAGGAUACGAUAAAAAGGACGUGGCAACGUUCUUAUCCUUCCAAGCAUUUACUGAUAUUUUGGCAAGACUGAUUUUACCACCUAUCUGCGACCGGGUCAACCUGUCCAAAAAGACGUUUUUCAUGAUGGGGAUUUUCUCUGUUGGCAUAGCUCGAUCAGCAUUGGCCCAACAGACCGAAUGGACGAGUAUCGUCAUAUGGCUACUAAUUUGUGGAUUUGCCAGAGGAGCAACAUUGAUCAACUUCACUAUCACUAUUGCAGAAUAUACGUCCGAGUUUGCAAAUUUAGAAAAACUUCCGGCAGCUUUUGGGCUUCACAUGGUCGGUAAAGGGCUAUGUAUUGUUACGUUAGGGCCUCUUUUAGGUUAUAUUAGAGAUGCUACAAACAGUUUUCCAAUUUGCAUUCAUUCUCAAACACUCCUCAUCAUAAUAGGAUGUUUAGCUUGGGUCACGGAAUACAUCGUGGUAUGGUGCCGCAAACGAAACAAGGCGCCAUCAGUAGCAAACACAGAAACUACGACGAGCACCUGACGUCAGAGUUUUUAAAAAACGUGUAUAGUUCAGUAUUUUUUUAAACGUGAAGAGACGGCAUACCUAAUCAAUCUUGUAAUUUGCUUAAUCGUCUUCUGAAAUUCACGUUUCUUAUUUAUUAAAUGAAUAUUAUAUUGGACGUGGUUCCGUUAUGCGACCACAAGAAACGAACCGGUUAAGUCACAAUUUAUCGAAAUAAUUAGUAUAUACAGUACUAAUCAUCAGAUCAGACUAUGUAUUUCUAUAGUUAAAGACGUCUUUAAGACAACAUCGUAUUAUGAAUGAAAAUAUUAUAGCCGAUAGCCUAUUAGCAGGUUGAUAUACUUUUCAUUCCAUAUUCAGCUAUGGUAGAGAAUAAUACUGAUUUCGAUAGCUUAUUUGGGAAGCCUGCUCUUGAUUAAUCACCUAUAGAUUGUCAAUACUUUGUACUCCUUCCUUUCAUUAAUGUUUAUGUCAAAAAAUCGUUGACUAUUCAGUAAAAAACGGUCAUGGACAUCAAAAAUCGAUAAAAUGCCAUUCCGCAAAUGAAGAACUUGCUAACAGAGGAGAAAGUUUGAAAAUUAUAUACCAAAUAUGGAAUUAAUUAAUUACCAAUACUACAAAUCAUACAACAAAUGUAAUCAUUGUAAAAUUUAGUUCGGUUAGGUCAAUAUAUUUUAAUGGAAUAUAGUUUCAACAGAAAGGAAAUUUCAAUAGGAAAGCGUGAAUAUAAAAUAUGAAAGUAUGAAAUAUAAUUGUUUGUGCAUCAUUUUUCUGCGCAGUGCGGCGCCCCGUGGCCAUUCCUUACCAACCGGCACUGUUUAUAUCGUUAAGUAAUAUAUAUGGUUGGUACAGUAUAAAUACCGUUGCACGUCAUUAUCAACGUCUGAGAUAUACGUUGACAUUGUUGCCAAAUUGCAAAAAAAUCCUGAAUUUAUUUUAAAUCAAAUAUAUCACAUAAUUAUUGCAGAGGUGAAUUAUACAACAAACCAAAUUAAUAGUCAAUGGAAAUAAAUAAAAAACAUUAUAAAUAGAAAACAAGAAUGAAGUAAUUAUCUUGCAUUAAAGUAAAUAAUAAAAACAAAUCUGAAAUGUCAACAUUGCAACAACUGUCAAAUAAGUAUUACCAAUUUUAGCCAAAAUAUCACCUUUCGAAAUCCGGACAAGUGUGCUUCAUAAAAACGCUUUUUAAUCUACUUAUUGAUACAAAUUAAAUGAAACAAGUUAUUGUGUACUUUCUUAAAUUUAUAGUAAUAGAAAUCUACAAAUAUUAUUUCUAGGCGUAUAUAAUAAAAUAUGUUUAGUGGCUGUAAUUACAGUGUACUUGGCGAAACAAGUCUAAAAAGGAACAGACCUACGACUUAAAUAUUUUGUGUUUGUAUCAUGUGACAUCACUUGCUAUGACGUGCAAAGGCAUUUAUGCUAUACGAACCAUACAAUAUAUGUACUAGAAUGUACAUAGAAUUUUUAUCUUUAUCGUCUAAAUAAUCUAGAAAUUUUUAUUUUGUAAAAAACUUGUGUAAUAGAAUGCACAUUAUUAAGUUAUGGAUUAAAUAUAAAACAGUAAGAUGUAUUGGCCAUCAUAGGAAAAGAUUGGAAUAUUAAAGAAUGUAUUAGGUAUAUGUGAUAAUACUGAAAUAAUCACAUAAAGAACAAUAAGUCAAAAUUCAUCAAUGUAAAUUAAGCACAUUGACAAAAACUAUUUAAAAGAUAUAUACAUAUGUACCACAAUCACACUAUUAGAAGAAAAUCCUCAAAUCAGUUGUUUACUCUUGUAAGAUGACAGUUUUCCGUCAUAUUUUAAAUAUCGCGCUUCCAAAUAACUAAAUUUACAUUCGAAAUUUGUUGAAUUUAUUUAACGUUAGUAUUAUUUAUUUAUGACUCUUUAUAACGUUGGUAUUACUUAUUUGUGACUAUUUAUUUAUAUUCUUAUUUGAAUUUAUGACAAGCAGAGGUAAUAGGGCUUUUCAUCAACAAUCAUUUGUUUCGAGCUUCUGUCAUGUGUCGUAUAUUAUUAAGAUAUCUACGUCAUACGUCUUUGGUUUGUAUAAUUGGUAAUACCAGUAACGUAUGACGUAGAUAUAUUAAUAUUAGACGACACAUGACAGAAGCUCGAAACAAAUGACAAUCGAUGAAAAGCCCUAUUUUAUUGUUUUGCUAUUAUGUUAUCUCUACGGUUUUCUCUAUCUAAAUGCUUUUAUUUCAAUUUCAUGUAGAUAAUAAUACUUAUAUUUAUAGAUAAUGUAUUUUCUGAACCUUAAAGGUUGAUUCCCAUACAACCGUGACCGUACCGUGAACGAGACGUGAUGCCACCGGCGACGUAAACGCGUAUAAAGAUUUCUCGCCUACUUAUAUUUUAAAACGUUUCUUCACUUGUUCUUUGUCCGAGAAAAAUCUUGUAGGUAAUCGAUUUUAAACAUAUUUCCCGACUAGCUAGAGAUUUGAAAUUUUCAGAAUACCUUAGAACUCGAUGACAAUGCAAUAUUCAACAGCUUUUACAUGGAUGCAUUGAAUUUUAUUAUUCCAAAAAAUCAUAGUUAUUUUAAUACUGUUGCACUAGAACUUAUAUGCCAAGUAUUUAUCUCAAUACCUAACAUUCAAAUUGACAUUUUGAUUUAAAAAAUAAUUGUCUUUAUAAUACUCUUGUUUUAUUGUGUUCAAUCAGUAAUAAAAACGUGGUAUUAUAAAAAGUUAUUUAUUAUAAAAGUGUAAUUAUUUAUUUUCACUGCCGCAUCUUUUUGUUGUUGCAUGUUGAUUGAAUUGGUGCGCAAAAAUUACAUUCUUUUUGAUUUGUCAAAUCCGAAAUAUAAGUAUGAUAGGUAUGUGUGUUUUUUUAGUUAGAUAUACUUCUAGUUUACUCAACAACAACAUGAAAGAAUUCUGAAAUAUUCAAAAAACUUGUCUCCAUCGUUCAUCAACUCUUUAUAUACAGUAAAGAAUUCCCAUUUCGUUUCUCUCUUUUUCCAAACUUGAUGGACCUAUAAGCCUUUAUUUGUAGUGUAUGUUUCCUUUUCCUGGUGUUCUUCAUCUAAGAUUACAAAUCAUCAACAGUUUGCCUGCGGAAAACACCACCAUUCUAGUGUUCUUUAAUACACCACACUGUGCUGUGUGAACACGACAUGAAACAGCCGAAAUCACGGGACGGUGAAGCACUGAUAGGGUACUGUCCCGUUACGGUCACGCCACGGGUGUAUGUGAAUUGACUUUUAAGGUCGCACUACAUACAGGAUUUUGGUGAUAACUAAAAAUGCUUUUGUUUGGCGUAUAUCCUUUCGAGGACUAAGAACAAAACGCUGAGAAUUAAAACAAUGCCAAUAAAAAAAACCAGACAUCAUGAUUUUUUAAUAGUUGUAGAGUACAUGAUAUCGAAGGACACUGAAAAUUGCAGUAUUAGUAUAUAAUUUAAAAUAGUUUAACAUUUUAGAUUUUCGUGGUUCUUUCAUUACUUUUGUUUCCUGAAUUACAUAAACUACCGGAUCUGUAGAAAGACAUUCAAAGCUUAUUUUUUUGCUUUAUUAUAAAUCAGAACGUUUUUUAAACAGUCACUUUAAAGAAACGCAAGUACAGAAAAGUCAGUUAGGCGCUAUAAUCUAGCUUUCCGCGUCCUUUAGAUACACCGCAUUAUACUGUUUUUUUUUUAAUUCUAGGGUAGGAAAAACUAUUCCAAUUAAAUAUUUUAAAUUACUGUUACAAAAAACCGCCAAAAAUAGCAAAUAUAUAAUUGUAGAUUCUUUUGAGAAUUUAAACUAUAAUAUAUUGACAACUAAAAAAACACUACAUAAAAAUAGUGCAUAAUAUUACAAACACUAUGAUGGAACAUCACAAAAGAAAUUAGAGAUUUAACUGUCGUUAAGUUAAGCCAACUCAUAUGACCUUUUAUCCAAACGCAAUAGGUCAUAGAAAAGUUCAGCAGAUGAGUGAGUUCAUAGGCGCCCAUACCCAUGGGCAGGGGGAACGUACCCAUGGGUAUGGGCGCCUUUUUCGGUUGCUUUAAACUAUAUAUUGUCAUUCAAAGUAUAUAAAUUGUCAUGUGCAAAAUCUUCACGUCUGCCCUCCCUAAAAUAUUUUAUAUGAGCGCCCAUGAGCGACUUAACGUUUUUUUAAUAAUCUUGCUAAUUUUGUCUAUACAUAUUUCCAACAAACUUGUAUGUUGCUAUGUGUACAGGUAUUCAUAUUAUUUCAUAGUUUAUAUACAGUCCGUCUAAUUUACUUGCCGUUGCACGUCAUUAUUUACGUUAGAGAUCUAAGUUGACAUUGUUGCCCAAUUACAAAAAAUUCUUGAAUUUAUUUUAAAUCAAAUACAUCACAUAAUUUUUGCGGAAGUGGAUUGAUUAUACAGCAAAACAAAAAUUAAGUUAUAUUCUUCCGUUAAAGUACAUAAUAAAAACAGUAAAUAUAAAGAAACAAAUACUUAUAGUAAAGAAUAAAAACAAAUAUGAAGUGUCAUCACCGCAACUGUCAAAUACAUGUUACCAAUUUAUGCCAAAAUAUCACCUUCGUUCGAUUACAGUUACAGUGUGUUCCGAACAAAUGUGCUUCAUAAAAACGCUUUAUAAUCCAUUUAUACAAAUUAAAUGAAAAAUAUUAUUGUGUAUUUCUUUAAGUUAACAUUAAUAGAAAUCUAGUGGCUGUAAUGCCAGUGUACUCGGCAAAAUGAUUCUAAAAAAGAACACACCUACCGCCUAAAUAUUUCGUGUUGGUAUCAUGUGACGUCACGGGCUAUGACGCGGAUGAGGUGCAGCGGUAAGUAAAUUAGACAGAGUAUAUCGAUGGUAUAGUGCACAGAAGUGGUAAGUACAACUUUUUUAAAAAAUUAGUUAAGUACACAUAGUACAUUAUUUUGACUCAAAGUUUAUUGUGCACAAAUGUGGUAAGCAAAUAAUGAAACGUGUAAGAAAUACAAGUUGACAUAAUGUGGUAACUGCUAAAUAUAAGAAAAAUUAAAUAAGCCAAAUGUUGUAUGUGCCCUUACCACAAAUGGUUUCUCUUCACUGUUCUAAUAUUAUGAUACUUCUGAUGAUGAAUAAAUAUUUGUAUUCAUUCUUUUUGCGAAUUACACAAUUUUUCCUUGAUAUUUGUUAUUUAAUUUCAUUUAGAAGCUUGUAGUAUAUACCUGUCAAAUGGGUUAUGUACAAUAUAAGAAACUCCACGUGUGGUAAGUACAUACCUAUAACUUUCAAAUGGCUGUACUGUAAAAUGUUAGUUUUUGCACUUACCACUUCUGUGCACUAUACCAUCGAUAUAUGGAUUGAUCAUGUUGUCUACUUUUUAGUAGACAUUAAGUACAAAAAUAGGAUCUAUUUUUCAGUUUCAAAUCUUAUUGCUUUGAUUUUUUAGAUUUUUCAAAUUUUCUUGUAAAAUGGACAGUAGUUUUGAAACUGUUUUCUUGUGGCAUAUUUAUUUCUGAAACUGUCUUCUUUGACAAUAUUUAACUUGACAGUACCUAUCCUGUUACACUCUUUAUUAUUUACAAUAAUACUUAACACCUUCAGCGCCACGGUUGGUUCACAACAUUUUCAUUCUGGGCCAAAAUGUUUCUUUGGACGAAUAGUUUUUUUAUGUUAUUUUAGGGUGACUCAAGCAAUCUUUUUAUUUAUUUGCAGUUUAUUUUCGUAUUUUUCUAUUUUUGUAUGUUUAUAUGAAUUUCUAGUUACAUACAACCAAUCUUUUCAUGUCUACGUGCCUAAGGCCAAACCCAGUUAUACCAGGAAAUUGGUUCAGGCCAUAACAUUAUUCUCUACAUAUAAAAACUUACGUAAGUGUGUCCUUUUAGGAGACACAACGAGCCAUGUGCAUCUUUUUCGGUACACAGCGUUGAGGACAGUGUGUAUCUAAAAGGAUACACUGGCGCUGAGGGCGUUAAAGAAGACUUAAAAAUAUUCUGAAUAUAUUUUAUAGAAUGUUGCAGAACCUGCUGUUGUUUUCCUUCCAUAUGUCUUCAUCUCGAGGUACUUUGGGAACCAUCGCACGUUUCUUAUUGUUAUAACUAAGAUCUGUUUAAAAACUAAAAAAGUACUGCCAAAAGGUUCAUGUACUCUUUUUAUUAAGGAUGCCAUUCUUCUCAUUCAUUAGUCAUAGGUGGUAUCUCUUUUUCUGUAGGUACUUUGCUAUAGUAUUUGAUCUAAUUUUUUCUUAUAGCGAUCAAGUCCUGUUUUAUUUUAUAAUACGAAUUUUAUGAAAUAAAUUCCCUUAAAAUCUGUAUUUAACUUAAUUAGUUCAACUUGCAAAAACACCUUUCAGCUUCUGAUAGAUAAAAAGUCUCUUUCAUAAAAAAUGUAUUUGUGUAUUCUUCUAAGGUGUCGAGCCUUUUCGAACAGUGUCCAGUUUAGACCAUAUAACAGUAUUACCCAACUUUUCUAGUUCUUGUAGGUGACACGAAAUAUAUUUUCUUCUUUGUCUUGAAUUAAUUAGGCUUCGUAAUCAAUUUCCCAAAUUUUUUUUUCUUAUUAUGUAUAUUGUUUAAUUGUUUUAAAUUAUAUUAUGGUAGGGGAGCCCAAGGGGAUCUGGCGCGUUACUCGAGCACGUCAGAAACUCACAUGGGGAGAAACCUUGUACCCUGUAAAAAAUGUACCCCUACCAUAUGUGGACUCUUAAUACAGGGGCGUGUGUUGGGGAUAGUCCGUAAAAAAAUCUAUCCUUAGAAAAACUCGAAAUCAGAUUAAGACAAGGUAAGUAAGUGCAUGAAGAACAGUGUAUAUUUAAAAAAUCUGACGAUUUGAGCGGGGCGCAAGGAAAUGGGGGAGUCACAGAGUUUCACAAAAAAAAACACGGAUAUUUCACCAAAUCAACAUAAGAUCCAAAAACUGAAAAAUACGUGUUCAAUAUUUUUCAAAAAUCUAUUGAAUUCCACCAAACACGCUCCCCCACCCCUCACGGAGGUGGGGUGAUACUUUAAAAUUUUAAAUAGGAACCCCCAUUUUUUAUUGCAGAUUUGGAUUUCUUACGUAAAAAUAAAAAACUUUUAUUAGAGACAUUUUUUUUAAAUACGCAUAGAAGGAUGAAAAACGAUUUUUGGAAAGGCAAUAUUGAAUUAAGAAAUGGAAAAUCCCCAUUAAAAUGGAAAACUUAACUUAAUUUUUUUUGGUUUUAAAACCUAAUCUUCACAAACCAAUAGGUCCUCACGAUGCUAUAGUAACUGCAUUCUUUGUAAUUUAGUCGAUCCAUGAAUUUCUCAUCUAAUUUUGGAAAUACCAUAAUUAGUUUCAAUUCUACUACUUAAGUUUAUGUUCAUGUAUAUGAAUGUGGUAUCAUAAAAUUUUGUAUACACUGGUACGAUUUUUUAGGAUGGUAAAAAAUCAUCUUUAAAAAAAUCAUUUUUAAUGAGAUUUUCUACUUAUCUAUGAUUAAAUAACAAAAUAACCUGUAAAUGUCUAAAAUUUUGAAAAUAAGAUCCAUUUAAUGGGUAGAAAGUUUUCUCUUGCUGCAUCUUGUAACAGUCUACCCAAAGAUAUCAAUUGAAGUUCUUGUAUAAGUUGUAUAUAAGAAUACUUUAUCAUUUAUUUAUUAUUGGUACAUAAUUGGAAAUCUGAUAAAAACCUAUUUUUAUAUUCAAUGUAUAUGUAAAUUAUUUUGUAAGUAUAGCUGUAAAUAGAAUUUAUGUACAAUUUUGUAUUAGAUAAAAAUAAAUAAUAAUUUUUCA